ACAUUGAGAGAAUUUGAUGAAUCAAAAUACUUAGAUGAACAGUUCCAAAAGUCAAAAGUGGACGAAUAUAGUGGGACGGAGGGAGUAAUAAAUAUGGAGUAGUUUUUAUCUCCCUCUAUUGCAAAUGUUGUGGCAACGGAGGAUCGAGAUUCAAUAUUAGGGUUGACAAUGCUGAGUGUAGGUAAGGGCUACAUCGGAUUUGAAAAUGGCCGUGAACAUUUCUCCUCACGGCAACAGAUGUCUCUAAUCGGGGAAAGAAACCGGAAGUUGAUGGAAGACUUAGACCAUGGAAAAAUCGACCUGGUCCUUCUUCGUGUUGUUUCAUCCAAGUAAAAGAUUGAGCACAUCUAGAGGGGAGGAUCCUCCCAAGUCGGUUGUGUAAAGUCACAACUCAACAGCAACAACGACGACAUAUCGAAGCAAUCGUAGCAGUGGCAAGCUUCUGCUUCCCACGACGGUGUUGAUGGCUAUAGUGAUGUUGGCGGAUUUGAGCAACCUCGUAACAACAAAUCUAAACUUCGGCUCUAGAACCAUGGCAGUGGCUGAUUCGGCACAAAGCAGAUGAGCGGCCGUAGGGUGAUGCCUUUGGCCGUAAGGGAGGCGGCAAAUCGGAAUGCUUCAGAGGGGGUAUGGCCAAAGGCAUCAUCUUACGGCCGUAGAUCUGUCACCUACGCCACCCAAGUUAGAUCCAUCUUCUCCCGCUCAAGAACAUCGUUUUAGCAAACCACUAUGGUCGGUAAACCAUGAAAUACCAACGACAACUGCUCGAGGGCCUGAAGCAGAUUCGCCCCCACUUAUCCUAUUUGCCUCCAAUUGGGACAACCUAGUUGUGGCCAAGUCGGGCUGCGACAAUAAUUACUAUGGCACCAGCAGCUAUGAGCAAACGGCAGAUCUAUUGUGGAGGAAAACAUGCCUCCAUUUUGGGUUUUUUCCCGGAUGAACCACAUGAAGAAACUAAAAAAAUAUGGCCUUUGGCUCAGGUUCCACGGUCGGCACCAAAAUGAUGGUGUAAAUUAUUGACCGGUAUAUCAUUUUUAGCUGGGCAAAAACGAUAAACUAGUCUGAAAAAUACACCAAAAUAUAAACAAGAGGAUUUUGACGUGGAAACCCAAUCGGGAGAAAACCACGGGUCUUUUUUGGCGGUAUCUUGCCAACGGGGGAUUUUUAUUAAUAUCGAGAGUGUGUCUACGGUACAUGAUUUGGUCUCGAAAGCCAUUAAUAGAAGCUUGAAGCUUCUUUGAAGAAAUAAAAAUACAUGCUAUUC
Messenger RNA from Cuscuta campestris, 1264 nucleotides. The record is from the annotation of a GenBank genome assembly. NCBI's taxonomy places the organism in Eukaryota, Viridiplantae, Streptophyta, Magnoliopsida, Solanales, Convolvulaceae.